This is a messenger RNA of Onychomys torridus (southern grasshopper mouse), 1000 nucleotides long. RefSeq names its product nicotinamide riboside kinase 2 (gene Nmrk2). Gene Ontology annotation, cellular component: cytoplasm. The transcript has 7 exons. Bases 264 to 851 code for a protein of 195 amino acids. The record is from RefSeq and is a predicted model, not a curated record. Lineage: Eukaryota; Metazoa; Chordata; Mammalia; Rodentia; Cricetidae.
CAUAGAAGUUGGCUGCUGUCCCUCUGCCCUCUGGCUCCUGACUAAUUUAGGCAAAAGGCUACUGAAGCUAUUUGCAGCCUGAGAAACAGGUGCUCCCCACACCCACCCCCGGUGCUUGGGGGGCCUCCUCCCCCAGGGCGGCCUCCAGGCUGCCCAAGCCUAUAAAGGGGUACAGCUGUGUCAAUGAGGCUAGGACUCCCUGGAUCAGCUCGCUGCAGGACACAACCAGCUGGGCUGCGGCCACCUCAGGACCGGUCCCCGGCAUGAAGCUCAUCGUGGGCAUCGGAGGUAUGACCAAUGGCGGGAAGAGCACCCUGACCAGCCGCCUCCACAGGGCGCUGCCCAACUGCUGCGUGAUCCACCAGGAUGACUUCUUCAAGCCCCAGGACCAAAUAGCAGUUGGGGAGGACGGCUUCAAACAGUGGGACGCGCUCGAGUCCCUGGACAUGGAGGCCAUGCUGGGCACAGUGCGCGCCUGGGUGAAGGACCCACGCAAGUUCGCGCGCGCUCACGGCGUCAGCCUCCAGCCCGGCGCCGCAGACACCCACAUCCUCCUCCUCGACGGUUUCCUACUCUACAGCUACAAGCCCCUGGUGGACAUGUACAGCCGUCGCUACUUCCUGACUGUCCCGUAUGAGGAAUGCAAGCGGAGGAGGAGUAACCGUAGCUACACGGUCCCCGACCCGCCCGGCCUCUUUGAUGGUCACGUGUGGCCCAUGUACCAGAAGUAUAGACGGGAGAUGGAGCAGGACGGGGUGGACGUGGUUUAUUUAGAUGGCACCAAGUGCCCCGAGGAACUCUUCCGAGAGGUUCUGGAGGACAUUCAGAACAGACUGCUGAACCAGUCCUAGCCAGAUGCUGCACCCCGGGUGCCACUCCGGACACCGUGGGGUGUGAGGAGCAGGCCGGGCUGCGCGCUGCGCACGACCCCCUCGGGGGACUGUACACGGGAGGGGCCCAACACUGCGCGGGGACACCCUGAGACUGUAGCACCUCCGUA